AAAUUGACCUUUGACCCUUCUAUUUUGACGCUGACACUUUUGAUUUCAAUGAGGGUGAAUUUUCUCACGGGAUUUGUCGAUAGUUUCACUUCCCCGACCGACCAACCAUGGAACCGACUGGAUGUACAUGUUAUAUGGUUCCUUGUGAAUGUUUUCUGUGUCCAGAUUGAUUCUAAAAGGUCAUCAGCGGAACCGAGAAGCGGUGGUUUCAGAGGGAGUAGCCAGUAAGCCGUGUUCUGCGUGGGUGUUACUUUUGAUGCCUGCCUUCCGAAGUUGCGUUUGACAGUUGUACACGUGGGAGCUAAAGACAGUAACGCUUGGAGGAUUGCGUGUGAGGAUUGCAUCAACUGUGGCGCCCGUGUAACUUCCCCACAAUAGAAAAGAGAACGGUGGUGAUAACAUGGCAAACUCAAGAGGUGCCAUAGCUGUCUUUGUUGCCAGGAAUCCUUGUACAGAAUGCCUCCUCACCUACAAUAAUGACAGAGGAUGGUGGCUGCCCUACACAGAGGUGGGGGACGGAGAGAGUUUUGUGGAGGCAGCUACAAGAGUAGUCAAGGAGCAGUGUGGCCUUGACUUAGAUAUUGAUGGAGUUCUGGAGGUGAGACAGACCACACUGAUGACAUCAUCCCAUCCCAAGGUCAUGGUGAUCUUGUCUGGCUCACAGGAGGGACAUGAUCACAGCAUACCUUUGGAACAACAAAGCAAAGCAUCAUGGUAUAGUCUUCAGCAGUUGCAGCAACUCUCCACUCAGCAUCAAGGCCUGUUGGGAAAUGAGCCAAUCAGCUGGUUCAGGCAUGUGCAGAGCAAUGGCCAUGUUGCCCCACUGUCUGUGCUCCAUUCCAUCACCAUGGCAAGGGAGAGGGACAGCUUUGAGGAACAUGAGGAAAGCCUCCUGAAGGCUGCUAAGUUCAACCAGGAGGAACAGGAAGAUCUCCUGCACGAUUUCUACUCUGUGUGCUACCCCAGCAUUACCAUGGGUUGCCAUACAUUCAUCAGGUAUUUUUCAGAUAAAGAAGUGCCAACAGAGAAGUGCAGAAACCUCUUCAGGGCAUUUGAUACCAGCAAUCUGAGCGUGAUUAAUGCAAAAGACUUCUUGAUGGGCAUGGCAGCUCUACAACCUUGCGUCCCACAUGGAGGAAUGCCUGCAGAAAUUCGAUGUCGCUACAUUUUUAGAUACUACAACAAGAACUCUGAUGGGGUCUUGAAGCAAGAAGAGCUUCAGUCAAUUGUUGCAGACAUCUUUGAGUGUAAAGGAAGGCAGCUUACAGCUGAAGAGUUGGCAGAAGAGACGGCCAAGGCUAUAAAACUGUUUGGAAAUGAUGACAAUGGUGGAGUGGCCCUCGCAGACUUUCUCAGUGCCGUGGGAUCACUGAAAUUCCGGGGUACAUCUCUGUUAUUCAGACUACCUCAUGACUUCACCGGAAAUCUGGACGCCAAGAUGAAUAAUCUGGGGGCUGGGGGCCGGGAUUUCCCUGAUGCUGCCCAGCGUAGAGAGAGAAGACCAUCAAAGAGAAAGAAAUGGGAAGCUGGCAAUGAGUCGGACAGUUCAGGCAAGGAGUCAGAAGUCGAGCUACCAGACGUAGACAUUGGGAUUAAGUAUGAGCUGGCUCUGCAUUCCGUAAAGGUGAGGAGGACAGGUGUUGUGUCAGAUGUGAACACCCUGUGGGACCUACAAGGCACCAGCGCCCUGAGCCAUAGCAUUGGGACUGUUCUGGAGGGGGACAAGACUCGCUUCCAGCGCCUGCCUUCUGUACAGUGCUUCAACCAGAAGUCUCAUCCCAACGAGAUGCUGACUGGCCUGCGCUACUUUGAACGUCCAGUCAAGCGGCCUGAUGGAACAAUUGAAAAGAAGAGUUUUGAGUGGGGCCCUGUGAACAAACCGGCCUUUGCUAAGUGUCUACUGUCCAUCUGCCAUGAGGUGAAGAAUGUCUUCAUGGAUGAACCUCGGCUUCUCAAAGUGCAGGCACCUAUUUACAUACUAGGUGACCUGCAUGGAAACUUCCAAGACUUGGUGUGUUUUGAGAAGGCCCUAUGGAGGAUGGGGGUCCUGCUGACUCCUGCCUCCUUCCUGUUCCUGGGGGACUAUGUGGACAGGGGAGAGUACGGCAUUGAAGUGGUAGCGUACCUCUUUGCCCAGAAGCUGCUUGUUCCAGAUAAGGUAUUUCUUAUCCGAGGGAACCAUGAGCUGCGUGCAGUCCAGGAAAGGUUCUCCUUCCACACGGAGUGUCUCCAGAAGUUUGGUGAGAAGCUGGGGCUGGAGGUGUGGGAGGCCAUUAACCAGUGUUUUGAUGCCAUGCCGGUCGCUGCAGUGGUGGACAACAACAUCUUCUGUGCACACGGCGGGAUCCCCAGUCUGUGGCACAGCUCGGGCCUGCUGAAGGACAUGGAGAACAUCCCAGUACCACUGCGCGAUCCUGAAAAUGAAAGUCCUCUGGCAUGGGAACUGAUGUGGGCAGAUCCUCUAAGUUCUGACGACGUUGGUCCAGAAAUGCAGGAAGAGCUGAAAACAAACCAUGGCUUCACACAGAACCCCAAACGUGGCACGGCCCAUGCCUUCAGUCACCAGGCACUACAGGACUUUCUGGUGAGGAAUGGACUCUCCCAUGUCGUCAGGGCUCAUGAGGUGCAACAGGCAGGAUUCCAGGUACAGCAACAUGGCAAACUGCUGACUGUCUUCUCAUCCUCUCACUACUGUGGUGGGACUAACGAGGCAGCGUGUGUGCUGGCUGACAGGAACAAGAUCCGUACCAUACGAUUAGACACAACCUAAGGCAGUGUUAAAAAAUGUUCAGUACAUCAGUAUGAAGACUUGCAUUUACAGCCUUGACAGCUGAUUGUUUAUCUGAGUAGGAUUUUUAAACAGUUACUGUUUUCCUUGAUUUUACAAGUGUUUGUACAAUGAUUAUUAUGAAUCUUCAGAGAUAUAUGUAGUCCGAUGCUCAACAACCAACCUCUUACACACAGCAAGGAAGAACAGGUACCAGGUAAUUAUAGUUGCCACACAGGAUUGAACUGCAUGUGGCUUCUCAUAACUGAAGUGUCUAGUGCCAAUUGUUCAUGGUGUGGAUUGAUCAUCAUAGUUCAAGUUCAAGCUUCAUUGGAAAACAAAGUUAACAAAGCUGAGUUGUUUAAAUGGAUGUUAAAAGAAGUGGAACCUGUUGGUUUAUGCUCUAAAUGUAUCAAGUAGACCAUAAAUGUCUGUAAUUGUUGCUUAUGAUAUGAGAUCUAAGAAACAUCUUGCUAAGCUAGGCUUGUGCUUUGAUAUGUACAUUGUUGCAUUUUGAUAUGUUGUUUUGAAUGAUAUUGGUCUUUUUUUCAUUUUUUAAAAAACAUCUUUAGUAUUUAAGUGCUGUUACAGUAUUACAAGUUUUAAUAUUGCUUAACAUUAUAAUUAUAAGAUCAAAGUACUCUCAUGUUCUUUUUUGUACUAUUAGUAAGUACAAGGAUUUAUAUAAAUGUUUACUGGUUGUUAUUGUUCUAUGCUGUUAUAGAUGGGUAUUGAUUACUGUCGAUUAGAGAUUCAACCUGUGAUAUUGUCAAUCUCACCAACCAUAGCUCAGUCUUCUUGUCAUGUCAGAGUUAAUUUCUUUCUAAGAAUGCCUGACAUUUGUUUCCUCAGUCAAUUUGGCAAUAAUCCACAAUGGUUGUUCCUUGUUUGAGAAAUUCAGUUUCAAUAUCACAGUUCCGGAAGUAUCUAAUGUAGUUUACUGUAAUAUUGGUAGAGAUGAGUAUGUAUAUUCUCUGCAGAAAGGUUUUGAGGACCUGUACGUUGUACAGUGUAUCCAGAUUUUGAAAUAUUUCUAUUUUGUAGUAUGUUUUGUAAACCCACAGCUUAGUAUGUCAUACAAUUGUGGUAACAUGGAUGCCAUUGAAAUAUUGACACUACUAUAUUCAAUAUAAUGGAUUGUAAGUUCAAUGUAAAGCAGCUGCUGCAGAAUCCUCAAAAUGAUGAGGGCGGCAGCCCUACCGAAAGAAGAAGAAGAAGAAAGCUUCACGUUGUAAAGGAAUUCUUAUGUUUAAAACAUUCAAUUCAGCAAUGAUCAAGACUCCAGUGUGGUUUUAUACUUCGUUAACUUAGUGACCAGUCUUGUUUUGUACAAUGAUGUGUUUCUAUUUUUGUAUGUCUUUUUCAUAUGGAAAGGAGUAGUAAAUGCUCAAGUG
Molecule: messenger RNA, 4161 nt
Organism: Branchiostoma floridae (Florida lancelet)
Lineage: Eukaryota; Metazoa; Chordata; Leptocardii; Amphioxiformes; Branchiostomatidae
Exons: 10
Coding region: 401-2770 (789 amino acids)
Cellular component (GO): nucleus; cytoplasm
Molecular function (GO): protein serine/threonine phosphatase activity; calcium ion binding
Source: RefSeq, a predicted model, not a curated record